ACAAUCAGAUUUGGAGCUUGCUUCUUGGUUGGAAACUAUACUCUCGGGGAAAGACAAACGUGUAGUGCAGCACAUGUGUUCGAUGAUUUAUAACCUGUGGAGGGCUAGAAACCUAAGAGUUUUUCAAUCAAAAUCCCUCACUCCCAUGGAGGUUGCAAAGAUGGCGGAGGAUCUCGUGUUUGAUUUCAACAAAUGGAAUCCGGAGGUGUGUAUCAAGAACAGAAUCCCCGAGUGCAAUGACAACAAAGUGCAGGGAGUUUGUAUCAUCCAAGUAGACGCUAGUGUUUUUGAAGAGGGAUGCAUUUCUUUUGGGUGCAUUAUCAAAGAUGAAGAUAUAAUCGUUUUGUCGGCGUGCAAGGUAGAAGCGAUGAACGUCGAGGUGGCCAUGGCAGAAACAUUGGCAAUUAGGUGGAGUCUGAAUCUGGCCAGAAGUAAAAACAUAGAAAAGGUCUUGGUGCAGUCCGAUUGUUUAUCUGCGGUCGACUGCAUAAACUGUUUUUCAAACAUUGCGGUUCUAGAACCAAUUGCAGCUGACUGUAGGAAUUUGUGUAAUAGUUUUAACUGUGCUUUUGUUGUUUUUAUUCCUAGAUCACAAAACUUUGUUGCUCAUAACCUUGCUAGGUGUGGGUAUAGGGAAGGUGACUGUAUGUGGGAGGGAGAGACUCCUGCACUUUUUGUAUCUGAUCCUCCUUUCAAUUAA
This is a messenger RNA of Vicia villosa (hairy vetch), 700 nucleotides long. RefSeq lists its product as uncharacterized. Lineage: Eukaryota; Viridiplantae; Streptophyta; Magnoliopsida; Fabales; Fabaceae. The record is from RefSeq and is a predicted model, not a curated record. Bases 74 to 700 code for a protein of 208 amino acids. The transcript has a single exon. Gene Ontology annotation, molecular function: nucleic acid binding; RNA-DNA hybrid ribonuclease activity.